Rhizophagus irregularis DAOM 181602=DAOM 197198 is the source of this 1074-nucleotide messenger RNA. RefSeq lists its product as uncharacterized. NCBI's taxonomy places the organism in Eukaryota, Fungi, Glomeromycota, Glomeromycetes, Glomerales, Glomeraceae. The record is from RefSeq and is a predicted model, not a curated record.
AUGGCUGGCAUCGCUACUAGAUAUGUAACAGAAAACGAGCUCAAUAUCGAGAUAAGUAUCGAAGAGCUUAGUAACCACGCUCCGGCAUUGGAUAUCCUUUUGACGGAUAAAGUUAAGAGGGAUCAGGCACGACAACGUCUCCAAAAGGGAUAUAACUUUAGCAAAGAACAGGUAUUUGCAUUAAUUCCUAAGCAAACAGCUGGUCGAAAAAAAGGAGGAGCCUUACCCAAUGCUCCCAAUGCUCCUGAAACUCCCGAUAUCACCCAAGAAGCAGAACCGGACGCAGUGAAUACAUGUCAAAUUUCACCGAAAGAGACUAUUAGAGAUUUGGCCCAGCGUAUCAUUCGGGAUAAUCUUGGUGAAGCAGAAAUAAAAGUUAUAGCUAAUACCUUAGCUAAAUCCGCCUCUAAUGCUAGCGCUGGUUCAUCACGCCUUACUAGACUUCGAAGAGAGAUGAGAGCCCUCGAGGCUUCAGAAAAAAUAGUCUCUGAUACAAAGAUUCCAGACACAACCCGUUCAGCUAAUAAAAUUCAAAAGGAGAAUAGAUUGUUACAUGAAAAUGAAGGAAUCGAUUAUCCAGACCACUUCUCAUUAGAAUCGGUUAAGGAAAGACUGGAUUUAUAUGAUGUGUCCAAUAUACCUGAUAAACAAGCCCUAGCCGAUGUAAUGAUAAUGCUUUGUAUUCGCCCUGCUAAAAUUAAAGACUUACGCAUAUCUAAUGAAAGCGUAACUGAGUAUGGAAAAAACCGGGGACAACAAGACAUUCCCUGGGUAUUCAGAUCACUAGAGAAGAAUGAGGAACGGGCGAAGCAAUUGCUUAUAUGGAUUCAGGAAGCAAUUUCUUCUGGACAGUUAAAAGACCCAGGAAAGCCAGGUGUAUUAUGGGCAGUAUUUGCAGUUGUAGCUCAUGGAGCGAAGAAUUUAUCGAAAGCUGAGACCAUUGCUAGUGAAGCACUUCGCCACAGUCCCGACAACCAUGCCUCUCCUGCAAAAAACUAUACUAUAGUAAAUUAUCGGUUAAGAGGGGAACCAUAUAAUCAGGCAACGGUAUUCAAGCUCUCCGGUGAAAACUAA